AGGAAUUGGUUUUGUAACCUUCUCUGAAUCCUUGAAGUUAAGCUGUUUCUAGCGCUGAUAUCGAUCUAGAUGUCGCAGCUCUUCAAACUAGAGGUAAAAAAUACUUCCGGGUCCACCAUGGCCACGUUCGAAAACUUCUCAAAUGAUCCUAUUAAUUUUGUAAAAGACGGUAUAAAUAGAAAUGAUCCGACUGUAAUAGGUGUAUUAGUCGGCGUAGCAGUUGUCAUAUUCACCAUUAUUCUCCUUGCAAUAUUACGCGGUGGACGUAAUACGAGAAGAGGACUUCUACUUGUCGGAUUGUGUGAUUCUGGAAAAACUCUGCUCUUUAGUCGGCUGGUGUAUAAGGCGUUCAAGAAUACUCACACAUCUAUUAAUGUGAAUGAUGGCAGUUAUACUGUUCCAACAGAGAAGGGUGGCGUAUUGAAUAUUCUAGAUGUUCCAGGACAUGAGAGGAUCAGGCCUCAGCUUGUGGACAAAUACAAGGAUACUGCCAGGGCCAUUGUCUUCAUGGUAGACAGUCUUACAUUUAGCAAAGAACUGAAAGAUGUAGCAGAAUGUUUGUACAAUUUGCUGACUGACAAAGUGAUCUCAAGUAACAGAACCCCAAUAGUCGUAGCCUGCAACAAACAAGAUAUCACCAUGGCAAAGGGCUCCAAAGUUAUUAAAUCACAGCUUGAAAAAGAAAUGAAUAAAGUUCGUGUAAGCCGAUCGGCUGCUCUCCAGGGACAAGAUAAUUCCUCAAACUCUGUAGUAUUCCUGGGCAAGAAAAAUAAGGAAUUUGAGUUCAGUGAUCUUAAAGGGCUGAAAGUAGAAUUUGUAGAGUGUAGUUGCAAAGGACUUGAAGACAGCGAUGGAGAUCUGAAGGAAUUGUAUGAAUGGAUAGAAAAAAUUGCAUAAUAUCUCAAGGAUAUUUCCAUUAAUCAUCCCUUUUAAAUAAAAGUAAUUCUGGGAGAUGAUAUUGAAAAGAAAUAUUUGUUCCAUUCAGACAUUUUGAACCAUAUAUCUGAACUAUAUGUUCCAAUUUUUAUCAUCUUUCAAGCUAUUGUUCAAAGGAGUCUGUUCAUUUAACAUACUGUAAAGUACAUUUGUCCUCAUGAUGUCAUCAUUUAAUUGUGUUUUUAUAAAAUAAAUGUACUGUUGUUAAUGUGUAA
Owenia fusiformis is the source of this 1151-nucleotide messenger RNA. Lineage: Eukaryota; Metazoa; Annelida; Polychaeta; Sabellida; Oweniidae. The record is from the annotation of a GenBank genome assembly.